Gasterosteus aculeatus aculeatus (three-spined stickleback) is the source of this 4416-nucleotide messenger RNA. The record is from RefSeq and is a predicted model, not a curated record. Lineage: Eukaryota; Metazoa; Chordata; Actinopteri; Perciformes; Gasterosteidae.
AUGCCGACUCACUCGCUGCCGCCGUUUGUGGAGAGCCCCGAUGGACUUGCCCAAGAUAUCCUCACUAGUAACAAUGCAAGCGUCCCGGGGCCUGGCUGCAGCAUGACGCCACACGCCAUUUACUCAGAAAAGACUGUGUUGCAACCCGGAGGAAGCGCACCGCUCUUGUGCAUGUUCUGCGAUCAGACCUUCACUCAUCAGGACGAGCUCGGCCCCCACGUGUUGGCGCAGCACCCGACCACUUUCUUCGAGCCGGCCGUGCUGCGAGUGGAAGCCGAGUUCCGGAUCCCCGGAGAGCGAGCCCGGCCUAAAAAGAGCAACUUCCCCGUUGACAAAGAGGAGGUCCACUGCUGUAUCGUGUGCGGCCAGCUGUCGCACGAUGCCGCCGAGCUGGAGACCCACAUGAGGAAGCACAAGGACUACUUCACCUACUGCUGCAACGUCUGCGGCCGGCGGUUCAGAGAGCCGUGGUUCCUCAAGAACCACAUGAAGAUGCACGUCAGGCCCGGGGCCAAGAGCAAAGCUCAGCAGGACCUGGACGCCCCGGGCACCGUCAACGGCGUCGCCCAGGACGUCUCCUCGGAACCCGUUGUCACUGUUUACAAAAUGUGCAUGGUGUGUGGCUUUUUCUUCCCCGACCACGGCAGCCUGGCGGAGCACAGCAAAGUGCACAAUCGAGAGUCGGAGCCCGGCCGAGAUAAAGACGCGGACGAGAAGAAAAUGGACGCGCCCGCCGAAUCCCUCGCCAAGCAGGAAACUUUCCUUCACGGUCUAAACCUGAGGCCUCGAUCUCCGGGAAGUGGUUUGCGAGAUGAGAGGUCAUCCAAGUGGAUUGCCCAGCUGGAUCCCUUCAACACCUACCAGGCGUGGCAACUCGCCACAAAGGGCAAGGUGGCGGUCGGCCCGAACAACAUCAAAGACAUCGGCCAGGAGGCCAGCACGGACAACGAAGAAUGCGGCUCCGACAAGGAGGAGUUGAGUCAAAUUUGGGCGGAGGGACAGGGAGACAAAGCUGCCAAAGGGGUCCUCGGGAGGGAGCUCCGGCCUCAGCAGCCGGCCGCGGCGGAGAACGCGGGCCCGCAGCGGCGGUCUCUGAUGCAAAAAAGCAAGGUGAAAGAAAGGCCAACGACUUGUGAGGACUGCCAGAGGACCUUCAGGACCUACCACCAGUUGGUCCUCCACUCCAGGGUCCACAAGCGGGAGAGGGGCGGCGAGGAGAGCCCGACUUUAUCCGCCGACGGGAAGUCGUCCAGAGCGGGCUCCGUUGAGCACGCGGAGGAGGGCUGUGAGGAGGGCCUGGAGGAGGCCGCGCUCAACGACAACAUGGCUCCAGGUGAAGACGGGUUCGACCGAUCGAAGGUGCGAUCGAAAGCCUGCAGUUACUGUGGCAAAUCAUUCCGAUCAAGCUAUUACCUCACGGUUCAUCUGAGGACUCACACAGGUGAGAAACCGUUCAAGUGUGCUUACUGCGACUACGCCGCGGCCCAGAAGACUUCACUCAAAUACCACCUGGAUCGCCGUCACAAGGACAAGCCUUCCGUAGACAUUCCCAGCAGACCUGUGCCUUCAGUGCCGUCUCCCGACGAUAGAAAACAUGCAAAUGACAAUGAAAAUCCUGCCCCAAAUAGAUCCAAACUCUGGGUUCCCGGCGCCAGAUCGUCCGCCAACGGAGCACCGGAGGACGGAUUUGAUAGCAAAGGUAGCAAGCUCGGCAAGCCACCCGUACAGACGAGCGCCGAGUAUAAGAAAUUAAUCACCGCGUCUGCUUCCACCGUGACUGACGCAGCCGUCAAGUGUCCCAAACCCGUUAACCUGAAGGUGGAACGGGAGGAGAUAAAAUACGAGAACUCUGAGGGCCCGUUAAAUCUGUCCUUAAAAGUGUCCAUCUCCAUUCCUGCCAGUGCGGAACAGAACGCAUUAAUCCCACUCGGCUGUUCGCUUUGUGCGUAUAAAACCAUGUACCCGGGUCUGAUCAUGCACAAGAAGCUCAGCAUAAAGACAAGUCAGAGCCUGCAAAAGCAGCGGAUUCGGCAGCCUGAAAGAGAAGCGCACACAGGCUGCCCCCCCGCUCUGGAAGGCAGAGACGUCGGCCCGCUUCCGCUGGUUGACCGGCGCCACCCUCGUCGCACCCAGUCGCCGCCCCCUCAACCUGCAAAACCCCAAGAGAAGACGCCUGCUUACGCCCCGCCCCCCCCGAAGCGCUCCCCCGCGCAGAGGGCCGCGGACGACACCCAGCACACGCAUCCCGGCCCGGAGUCCUCCAGGUACACGGAGCUCAUGAUGAGGUCCACGGCGGGGAGCAAGUACGCCGCCGACCGGUCGGCCCCGCCCCCAGACCGAGUGGGAAUCGGCGAGAGGAGCUACCCGGCGAGGAGCGUCAUUUGGCACUCGGACGCCGCCAGGCUGUGCCUGUCGAGCCGGUUCGGGAGCCUCCCCCAGAUCGAUUUCGGGGAGCCUUCCAGCAAGAGGCUGAAGUACGCGGCGCCCAAAGGCCGGGAAGCGGACGGCGGCGAGAAGCCCGGCUUCAGGGGGCCGGCGGGCAACGUGUCCAACAGGCUGCUCCUCUCGGGGAGGAGCCAGAAAGCGCCGUCACAAAUGCCGGGCGCCUCCACCGUUGCCGACGCCCUGGAUGCUCUGAAGACGACGUCGGCGGCCAUCGGGGGAGGCUUGGACUCUGAGUGGGGCAUGAUGAACCUCCUGCGCUCCUACACCCCCAGCGACCUGGCGUCUCUCUAUCACGGCUCGCCGGCCAACCCGGGUCACGGAGGCCUGGCCAAUCCGAGAGCAGGGGGCAGAACAUUGCUGUACCAACACUUACCCCCCCUGCCCAGCCUUCAGAGGAGAGACCCGUCGGGCCCUUAUCCUAAUCAACGCCACGGGACCACUGACAAAACUACAUAAAGGUUGAAACAUAUUUUAUAUGCAAUUUAGAGCUUCUUUAGUUUUUUUAUUUUUUAUUUUCAAACCCUGAAUAGUUUACCUGGUACUUGAUAUAAAUCAAUCAGGUCCUAAUUAGAAAAUAUAAAAGGUAUAUUUUACUUCUCUCUAGAUCCUGCUGCUGCUCCCUUAUUCUGGAGAACUUGGAGAAUUUGUUGAAGAUUAAGAGAUGUUUCACGCUCAAAGUGUCUAUGUUCCUCUAAUUUAUAAUUUUUUUCAAUAGAGGGAAAUUGCGUUGCAUAGACAUUUCAUGGAUGAGGCCUUCAUUGUACAUUUUUCUUAUUUUUGGAAUGAAAAAGUGCCGAGCAUCUCUCUUUCGGAAAAGGUAUUGCACUGGUGUGCACUGUGACAUUUGUUUGCAUUCAGAACUGUUGCUUGAUCCAUAUUUGACCCACACUAAUGUUCAGAUAUCUGUAAGUGUCUGUGACAUAGCGGUAAACUUGCACGUGGGACAACAUAAAUGUACCUGAAAGCUUUCGGUACAUAGAUUGUAUAAAGUAAAAACUUGCUAAGAAAUUGCUGCUUCAUUCACUUACCGUUUAUGUCCAGGCAGUAAUUAAGCACUAUUCACCCCCCACACCUUCUCCAAUGCACUGAAGGUUUGGGAUUUUUCUGUUUAAUAACUCAAAGGCCCAGAGGUUUACAAACGAACCCUGGUAACGAGUCCCGUGUACGUCAAAGUGCUCUACCUCAUUUUGUCCCCUGGACGCCAUUAUUUUUGCAGAGCUGCAGCAGCUCUCACGCCAGCCGAGCCGCUCGUCGACUACGGCCCGAUGUUCCGCGGUAGAACUGCAGGGACGUGUGUGUUUGUGUGUGUUUUGGGUGCCAGGCGCCACAUGGAACGCAGACCCAUGAGGUGCGGAUCAACUGCUGCAGAGUCCAUAUCAACCUCUGGUCUACAAUUAACUGCUCCGCCGGGUUGGGUUCUAUCGACCCAGUCUUUUCCAGGUCUUUUUUUUUUUUGUCUUCUGGAAAUCAUCUGCUUUAGUGGACUCUCAAAUCCAUAAGCUGACAUGUGACAUGUACCAAAUUUGACACGUUCCGUUUUGGGUAUUAAAUUGUCAUGCUGUAUUAUUUAGGCUGCACAUUUAGUCACUUUUCAGGAGGUUCGCCUUACUAUGCAGUCUUAAGGGUUAUUUAGUUUCAGGUGGCAGCAGAUGAUCCAAGUGGUCUUUGCAGAUGUUGCAUCGCUGUGUAGUUUGAAAAAAAAAUAAAAUAAAGAUACAGGAGCAGCUGAUCUUGAUUUAAGGCCUUGAUAGAUUACACACUGUGAACAAAGUCUCAGGUUAACUCAUUUAUGAGCCAUUUAGUCUGUUGUCAUUUUGUGUUUUUGCCACUUUUGAAAAGGCUUUGGGUUAAGUUAUUUUUUCUUUUACUUUGGUUUGGUAUUCACAUUACUUGUGUACGUUAUGUAAAAAAUGAAAAUAUUGUUUGAGAUUUGUAUGACACGUUUCAAUAAUAAAGUGAGGCGAAAAGCUG